CAGGUCCGCAUGGUGCAAUGGUAUCCGGGCCACAUCGCCCGAGCCGAGAGACAACUCAAAGCCCAGCUCGGAAUGGUGGAUGUGGUGUUGGAGGUUCGCGACGCCCGCAUCCCCAUCUCCACACACCACCCGCAGAUCGCCCAGUGGGUGGGAGUCAAGCCGCGUCUGCUGCUCAUGAACCGGGCAGACGAGGUUUCGGAGCGCGAUCUGGCGGCUUGGAGAGCGCACUUCCGUGCCACGCGGCAGCAAGUGUUUUGGACGGACGGGCGAAGCGGCGACGGGGUCCGGGGUGUGAAGAAGGAGCUGCUCAAGGUCGCCGCCCAGCUCAAUGCCAAACGAGCCAAGCGCGGUCUACAGCCCCGACCCGUCCGCGCCUGCGUCAUUGGGUUUCCAAACAUCGGCAAGUCCGCAAUCAUCAACCGCCUCGUCAACCGCCGCGCCGUCGCCUCCGCGCCGAAACCAGGCGUUACACGGCAGCUUCGUUGGGUACGAGUGGACGAGCAGCUCGACCUUCUGGACGCCCCUGGAGUGAUUCCGGCUUCUUUCCGAGAUCAGUUGGCGGCGCAACGUUUGGCGAUGUGUAACGACAUCGGUGAGGCGGCGUACUUGGCGUCGGCGGUGGCGGCGGCGCUGGUUCUAAGGAUCAAACAGCUGGCGGCUGGGGAGAGCGCUGCCGCCGCCGCCACCGCCGCCGCCGCCGCCGCUACCGCCGCCGCCGAUCUCGCUACACCCGCGGGUAAGGACUUCGUGGUGGCGCUGGCUGUACGGCAGUACGGCGGUGACGUAGAGCGUGCGGGUGUACGGCUGCUGACGGACUAUCGAUCGGGUGCUCUGGGCAGAUUCGCUUUAGAGCUGCCUCCG
This is a messenger RNA of Volvox carteri f. nagariensis, 861 nucleotides long. RefSeq lists its product as uncharacterized. Gene Ontology annotation, molecular function: GTP binding; GTPase activity. NCBI's taxonomy places the organism in Eukaryota, Viridiplantae, Chlorophyta, Chlorophyceae, Chlamydomonadales, Volvocaceae. The annotation marks the transcript as partial. Gene Ontology annotation, cellular component: mitochondrion. The record is from RefSeq and is a predicted model, not a curated record. The transcript is spliced from 4 exons.